AACACAACACAACACAAUACAACAUCUUCGUUUCUUUUGUUCGUUUCUUCGCUUCCCAUCGUUGAAAUAUCAGAGGCAGAGGCAGAGAAGAAGCACAGAGAAGAAGAAACGACAACGCAACAACAAUAACAACCACGUUCUCUAUUUUCUGAUUUGAUCUCACCAAACAGACAUGGCGAUGAACAACGAUAACGGAGAGGUUAGGGCGUUGGAGAAGAAGCCUAAGACCAAGAUCGUCUGCACGCUGGGCCCCGCAUCGAGGUCUGUUCCCAUGGUCGAGAAGCUUCUUCGCGCCGGCAUGAACGUCGCUCGCUUCAACUUCUCCCAUGGAUCCCAUGAAUACCAUCAGGAAACCCUCGAUAAUCUUCAUGCUGCCAUGGAGAACACCGGUAUUCUCUGCGCCGUCAUGCUCGACACCAAGGGUCCUGAGAUUAGAACUGGAUUUCUCAAGGACGGGAAGCCUAUCCAACUGAAACAGGGUAAUGAGAUAACUAUUUCAACUGACUAUAACAUAAAGGGGGAUGAGAAAAUGAUCUGUAUGAGCUACAAGAAAUUGGCGGUGGAUAUGAAACCCGGAAUGGUCAUACUCUGCGCCGAUGGCACAAUAUCGUUCACUGUUUUGUCUUGCGAUAGGGAAAAGGGUUUGGUCCGGUGCCGCUGCGAGAACUCUGCCAUGCUUGGAGAGAGGAAGAAUGUUAAUCUUCCUGGGGUGAUUGUGGAUCUCCCGACUUUGACAGAGAAGGACAAAGAAGAUAUCCUGAAGUGGGGAAUUCCCAACAAGAUUGACAUGAUUGCGCUUUCUUUUGUCAGAAAAGGUUCUGAUCUGGUAGAAGUUCGCAAGAUUCUGGGACCGCACGCUAAGAACAUCCUUCUCAUGUCAAAGGUUGAAAACCAAGAAGGGGUUGCAAAUUUUGAUGAAAUCCUUGCAAAUUCUGAUGCAUUUAUGGUUGCACGUGGUGACCUUGGAAUGGAAAUACCAAUAGAGAAGAUAUUUCUUGCUCAGAAAGUGAUGAUCUACAAGUGUAACAUCCAAGGAAAACCAGUUGUUACCGCAACCCAGAUGUUGGAGUCAAUGAUCAAAUCUCCCAGACCAACAAGGGCUGAAGCUACAGAUGUUGCCAAUGCAGUUCUUGAUGGCACAGACUGUGUGAUGCUUAGUGGUGAAACAGCUGCUGGAGCUUACCCAGAACUUGCUGUUCGAACGAUGGCUAAGAUAUGCCUUGAAGCAGAGAGCACCCUUGACUAUGGAGAUGUAUUUAAGAGGAUCAUGGAACACUCACCAGUGCCAAUGAGCCCAUUGGAGAGUCUGGCUUCAUCUGCUGUUAGAACUGCUAACUCAGCUAGAGCAGCACUUAUAUUGGUCCUAACCAGAGGUGGAAGUACUGCAAAAUUAGUGGCUAAAUACAGGCCGGGGAUGCCAAUUCUUUCUGUAGUUGUCCCUGAGAUCAAGACUGAUACCUUCGACUGGUCAUGCAGUGAUGAGGCCCCAGCAAGGCAUAGCCUGAUAUUCCGUGGGUUGGUUCCGAUACUAAGUGCUGCUUCUGCCAGAGCUUCUCAUGCAGAAACAACAGAAGAAGCCUUAGAGUUUGCCCUUCAGCACGCCAAGGCAAAGGGUCUCUGCAAUGUUGGGGAUUCUGUUGUGGCUCUACACCGUGUGGGCACUGCCUCGGUCAUCAAAAUUGUGACUGUUAAAUGAUCACUUAUUUAAGGAAAUUCUCUAGCUGCUUUUGGCUAAAAUUUUUGGAAUGGUGUGGGACAGAUCUCAUCAUUCGUUCAAACUUAUCUUUUUGGAAACCUACAUUGGAUGCAAAACUUCAGUUUUAACUUAUAAACAUCUUAUUAGGGUGGGACCCGUAUUCGGAUAUACCACUGUUUACUUGUUAUUUGCCUAAUUAGCUGUUUUUUUGUUAAUCUUUUGUCAUUGAUAAGAUGAUAUAGGGGGCUUUUGCCAAACCCUAACACUGGCGUAGUUUCGGAUUCUCAACUUCCUACUACGAAGUUUGUUUUGAUUGAGAAGUAUAUGGCUACAUCGUUUUAGUUCUUGUA
Messenger RNA from Arachis duranensis, 2046 nucleotides. Its product is annotated as pyruvate kinase, cytosolic isozyme. The record is from RefSeq and is a predicted model, not a curated record. Gene Ontology annotation, molecular function: potassium ion binding; pyruvate kinase activity; magnesium ion binding. Bases 173 to 1696 code for a protein of 507 amino acids. Lineage: Eukaryota; Viridiplantae; Streptophyta; Magnoliopsida; Fabales; Fabaceae. The transcript is spliced from 3 exons. Gene Ontology annotation, cellular component: cytoplasm. Gene Ontology annotation, biological process: glycolytic process.